Molecule: messenger RNA, 3951 nt
Organism: Rhinolophus ferrumequinum (greater horseshoe bat)
Lineage: Eukaryota; Metazoa; Chordata; Mammalia; Chiroptera; Rhinolophidae
Gene: SGMS1
Product: sphingomyelin synthase 1
Exons: 12
Coding region: 1125-2384 (419 amino acids)
Biological process (GO): sphingomyelin biosynthetic process; ceramide biosynthetic process
Cellular component (GO): Golgi membrane; endoplasmic reticulum membrane
Molecular function (GO): protein binding; ceramide cholinephosphotransferase activity; sphingomyelin synthase activity
Source: RefSeq, a predicted model, not a curated record
GUGGCAAGUCGGAAGCGUUCGCACCGGGGAGGCAGCUGCCGGGGCAGCGGCGGCGGCGGCGGCGGCGGCGGCGGCGGCGGGCAGGACGGGAGUGGGAAGGGUUGGCCAGGGAAGGCUGCUCUCCGCUGGCGCCCGGCGAGCCGCGCAGAGAGCUCGAUCCGGUUACGAAGCCUUGACGCUGCCCUGCCCCGGAUUUCAUUCCGCGGCGGGGGGCUCGGCGAGCGGAAUUCCGGCGGCUGCCGCGACUCCCGUGCAAGGUGAAGGCAGCAUGAAUGAUCCCUGAAUAGGCCCCUGGGCGUAUUUAGCCAUUGGCUUUUGAUUAGGAGACAGAAGACGGCCAUCUAUCUACUUGAAAGCAAGAAAACCUUUUCUGAAGCAGAACCAAGGAAAGGAAAUCAUUUGGGCUCCUCCCUCACCAUCCACCCAACAGAAUCACCGACCAGGGGCCAACACCAACACCUCUUUCUGAAUUCCCUGCCUGUAGAAACCUGGAAGGAGAAGACAUUUUCACAAGCAGUGUUGAGGAUGGUCACUUCGUGCUCCUCUCACACGAGGAAUUCCAGGCAAAGCUUCAGUGACUGAAGGAGUUGUGGAUUUCAAGAACAGUGACAUAGGAGCGUAGCAGAGGGUGUACGAAAGACAACACAUAUUGGAAAGAAAACUGAUGAAGAAAAUUAACAGAGUCAGGUACACCAUUGAAUUCUUUGGGAUGCACAAAAUUGUCUGGUUGGGAAACUUAUGAAAUAGAAGACAAGACCCUGCCUCAGGAAGCGUACAUGAGAAUAAUUUUAAAGGAACCUAUCACUGAAUGCAAAACCGUAGCUGUUGGAGGUGAUGCGAAUGUACUGGAACAAUGGGAGAAGCCAGUAACUUAUAGGAAGCCAAGAUGACAAGAAUUUUUUUAAAUAAUCAAAGGAAGAAUCUUGUUCAAAAAUGAGGUGAAUAGAUGCUCAGGUCCUCAAGAGCCUGGACAGCUACAUGAGGUGUUUUAAAAACUGCCCCGACCGUCUUGCCACCCAGUCUCUUGUCAUGAGGCCUGACGGGAUGAAUGUGCCGUGGCGGGACCGCAUCCUGCCCUGUAGGAACCGUGACUGCUGACCCACCGAGCGCAAGCUGAGGACUGCAUGUCAUCUGCCAGUACAAUGAAGGAAGUGGUUUAUUGGUCACCCAGCACGGUGGCAGACUGGCUGCUGGAGAAUGCUAUGCCAGAAUACUGUGAGCCUCUGGAACAUUUCACAGGCCAGGACUUGAUCAACCUAACCCAAGAGGAUUUCACAAAACCCCCCUUGUGCCGAGUCUCCUCCGACAACGGGCAGCGUCUCUUGGACAUGAUAGAGACCCUGAAAAUGGAGCACCACAUGGAAGCACACAAGAAUGGCCAUGCCAACGGGCACCUCAGCAUUGGCACAGACGUCACCACCCCGGACAGCAGUUUCAGCAUCAAGGUCAAACCCAACGGGAUGCCAAAUGGGUAUAGGAAGGAGAUGAUAAAGAUCCCCAUGCCAGAACCGGAGCGCUCCCAGUACCCCAUGGAGUGGGGCAAAACGAUUCUGGCCUUUCUUUAUGCACUUUCCUGUUUUGUCCUCACCACAGUGAUGAUCUCGGUCGUCCAUGAACGAGUGCCUCCUAAGGAGGUGCAGCCUCCACUACCGGACACAUUUUUUGACCAUUUUAACCGGGUGCAGUGGGCCUUUUCUAUUUGUGAAAUUAACGGCAUGAUCCUUGUAGGACUCUGGUUAAUUCAGUGGCUGCUCUUAAAAUACAAGUCUAUUAUUAGCAGAAGAUUUUUCUGCAUAGUUGGCACGCUGUACCUGUACCGAUGUAUUACAAUGUAUGUAACUACACUCCCAGUACCUGGUAUGCAUUUCAACUGCUCUCCGAAGCUUUUUGGAGACUGGGAAGCCCAACUGCGGAGAAUAAUGAAGCUCAUUGCUGGCGGUGGCCUGUCCAUCACUGGCUCUCACAACAUGUGUGGGGACUAUCUGUACAGCGGCCACACGGUCAUGCUCACACUCACCUACUUAUUUAUCAAAGAAUAUUCCCCUCGCCGACUCUGGUGGUACCACUGGAUCUGCUGGCUUCUCAGCGUGGUUGGAAUCUUCUGUAUUCUCUUGGCGCAUGACCACUACACUGUGGACGUGGUGGUGGCAUAUUAUAUCACCACGAGACUCUUCUGGUGGUACCACACUAUGGCCAAUCAGCAAGUGCUAAAAGAAGCUUCCCAGACGAACCUCCUGGCCAGGGUGUGGUGGUACAGGCCAUUUCAGUACUUUGAAAAGAACGUCCAAGGAAUUGUACCUCGAUCUUACCAUUGGCCCUUCCCCUGGCCAGUAGUCCACCUUGGUAGGCAAGUUAAAUACAGCCGGUUGGUGAAUAGCACAUAACAGCUGUACACAGUGGGGGAGUGAGGAACUGUCCGAAGUGCUGAGAACUCCGUGAGAGAAGAUGCCAUAACAUAAACACCUCCCUAAUUCUACUAUCUUUCAACAGUUACCUUGACUUAACCUAUUGAGUUACCUAGUCAGCACUGUGAUAUUUUUUUCUCUCCAAAGGACCUGCGUUGGACAACAAUAAAGAAAAUUUAACCUAUCAUGCACUGUACACAUUUCCUGUUCAUAAGUUUGGAAUUUACAUAACUCGCAACCCCCAUGUUCCUUUGUAUAUGAUGCAACAGCAUAAAUGUAAGCUUUUAUAUAUCAUAAGUUCUGGUCUUUCCAGUCACAUCUGGAAAUAAAGCGUAUUAUUUUCUUGGGAAAACAUACUUUUCAUAUCUCUUGCCCCAAGGUUUGGGCUGUAAGCCAUUUUCUAGCAUAUGUCUCUAUGAAGGUUUCUAAGUACCUGAGUGGGGUUCAAUACUGAAAUCUUUCUACCUGUUGCACCGAUACUCAAAUGAAAAUGACAGACACAGAAAGGUUUAGUAACUUUGGGUUUUGUAAAAUCAGCAGAGACAGUGUGUCAAAAAGUGCAAAAAAAAAAAAAAAGAUUCUGUUAUAAAGUGAUUUUCUAAGUAUUUCCUAACUUUAUUUUUCAAAAUGAUGUUACGAAAACCAAAUUUGAAGAUUUUUACAUGUCAAAGAGGAGAGAGUUAAAAUUUAAAAAUGCUUCUUGGGAGAGAAAUUUGUCUAUGUUUCUAGUGCCUUUCUUGUCUUGAUUGUAUGGUCAGUAGGCAACCUUAAAUGUUUUUAUUUAAAAUAAAGUAUUCCAUGAAAAUAUAAACAUAUGUAUACACUACUAAAUUUUGCAUUUAUAGCUAAAUUAAAUCAGAAGACUGCUUAUGGUUUUUAAAUUGCUCUGAAUUAAAGAAUGGGAGGGGUUAAUUAGAAAGUCAGAUCCUGUUCCCAUAUUGUGAGCAGGUGACAAUGACAUGUACUACUUAAAUUAUUUUAUCAUCUAUUUGGUAGUUCAAUUUUAACUAUACAAUGAAAACAGCCAUGAAUACUUUUUUUAAAGAGAGUUUUGAAAAUGAUCACUUAACUAAAACUUGAAAGCUAUAAAUUAGUUAUCCAUACUCUCAUGACAAUUUUGUUGGUGAACAACAAAAAAGAGAUCUAUUUCUUUAAAAUAUAUUUGUGCAGAAACUGCAUGUAACUCUAAGUUUUACUCCUAACAUAAGUAUGUUUGGGGAAGUAUUCUAUUCUAUACUUGCCAAUGUGGAGAACAAAAUAGUUUUUUAAGAAUGAAGAAGUAUAUAUAUCCAUUCUGUAUUUUACGUGCAGCAGAAUUAUCUUCUGUAGGGUCUUUUUGUGUAUUCACAAGGUGAUAUUUGUAUUGUAAAACAAUAAUGGUGAAGGAAAUAAAAAGGCUUUUAAAAUUUUGUUUGUUUUAAAUCUUUGUAAAGUUAUUAUUCCAGAGAGUAUACUGAUAUCUUAACAGUUUACCUAGAUCACAAAUUAAUCAAAACGCACUUUUUAAUAAAAACUGAUACUUAAAAUAAAUGCCUGUUAUUUCUAA